Molecule: messenger RNA, 9396 nt
Organism: Loxodonta africana (African savanna elephant)
Lineage: Eukaryota; Metazoa; Chordata; Mammalia; Proboscidea; Elephantidae
Gene: CENPU
Product: centromere protein U
Exons: 13
Coding region: 1167-2438 (423 amino acids)
Cellular component (GO): nucleus
Source: RefSeq, a predicted model, not a curated record
UGGAGCAGGAGGCGGGGAAACCCAAUAGUAGGUGUCAGGGAUUGAAUUAUGCCCCCCAAAAGUGUGUGUAUCAGUGGGGCUGGGCCAUGACUCCCAGUAUUGUGUGAGUUUCCUGUAGGUUGUAAAUGUUGUCUCCGUGAUGUUAAUAAGGGAGAACAUGCAGCAGUUGUGUUAGAGGGGCAGGAGUCAAUCUACAGGAUUGGACUGUGUCUUGAUACAAUCUCUUAAGACAUGAAAAAGAGCAGAGAGACAGGAAGACCUCAUACCACCAAGAAAACAGUGCCGGGAGCAGAGCACCUCCUUUGGAUCAGGAGUCCCUGCACCUGAGAAGCUCCUAGUCUGGGGGAGGAUUGAUGAGAAGGCCGGCAAAGAGAGAACGCCUUCCCCUGGAGCUGACACCCUGAAUUUGGACUUACAGCCUACUUUACUGUGCUUUAAUAAAUUUUUCUUUGUUGAAGCUAUCCACUUACGGUAUUUUUGUUGUAGCAGCGCUAGAUGAUUAAGACACUAGACCCUUACGGUCAGUGGGGAAGAAGUGAGGACUUCCUUAAUGGAGAAAAGGGUGGGAAAAGAAUAUAUGGGCCUUGGACGUCAGCUGAAACGAGUUAAACUUUGUCUGAUAGAUCAGUGGGUUUUGUUUGUUUAACAUUUUUGCAUUUGAGAGGCUUGAGAUCUCUUCAUCCCUCCCACCAAAAUGCACUGAUGAAAGUAUAUCCGAAAAGAAACUACGUAAGGAUGUCAGAGAUGUUCCCAUCUUUCUAAAGCCCACCUUGGACCCAGCCUAAGGCACAGUGGAACCUUGACUGUUUUUGAGCAUGGACGUGGCAAGAGACAGUGGAAAGGACUUGGGUUAAGACCUUAUGUAAUCUGGUUUCUAGUCCUGUUUCUGUUAUUUGGCAACAGAACUGCUACUGGGCUGCUUAACUUUUCUGAACCCCAGGAUUAUAAUCUAUAAACUCUUUAAAACGAACACCGUUUCUUUCUUCUCUCAUGGGUUUUGACAAUCAAAUAAAGCCACGUUUCUCAAAGUGGUCCCUGGACCAGCCACAUCAGCAUCAGCAGAAACUUCCUAGAAAUGCAACAUCUUGGGCCCCACCCCCAGAUUUAAGGAACUCAGGGGGUGAGGCUCAGCAUCUGUGUUUUUAUAAGCCUUCCUGGUGAUUCUGAUGCACACUAAAGUGGGCACCGCUGCUCUGAAGAGUUUUCCAACUUUUUUGACUGAUUCGUGUGCAAAAUACUCAAAGAACACGUUGGGAAGAACAUAUCCCACGAAAGAUAAAGCUGACCAAAAGCACAAGCCUCCUGAUGUGUUUGAUUUUCCUGAUAAUUCUGCUAUAUCAAGCAUUGACAGGCUGGGUGAAAAUGAUCAAGUUGAAGAACCUUAUGAGACCUUCGCCCCUCCUUUACACAGCACUGCUAUAUAUGCUGAUGAAGAAGAGUUCUCCAAAGUGUGUGGAUCAUCUAUCCCUUCAACUCCUCAAGGAAAAGAAGCGGGAAGAAGUUUGAACACUUCUGAAGAUGAAGCAAGUGAAAGUGAAUCUGUAAAAAACCGUGCAAAAAAGCUAAGAAGAAAAAUCAAGCGCAUUAUUGAUGAAUCUGAAAGCACUGAAAAAAGUGAUGUAACAAGAGAUAAGCCAGCUGAGAAAAGUACACAGCAACGUGAAGCUAUUCCAGCUAUGGCAUCUUCAGAGCUUUCGGAGAAACCAGCUAAAUCGGUCACUCCUAAAAAAAUAAGGCCUCUUAAUGCCCAGUCCUCUGUAGAAAAGGAGACCUGGGCAACGGAAAGUCGACAGAAAAUUCAGAAAAAGGGGAAGAUGUCUCAUGGCAAAGUGAAGAAAUCAAGAAGUAAAGAUGUAGACUCAGAUAGUGAUAUUUCCGACAGUGCAUUUAUUUGGUGUCUAGAAGGAAGGAAAACCAGUGACAUCAUGGAGUUAGAUGUUGUUUUGUCUGCAUUUGAGAAAACCCUCUCAGAGUAUAAACAAAGAAUAGAAUCUAGAGUGUGUAAGGAAGCCAUCAACAAAUUUUAUUCUAAUAUUAAAGAGGAACUCAUCAAAAUGAUUAAAGAAGUCCAGAUGGUGAAAAAUCUUAAAAGGAAGAAUGCUAAGGUGAUUUCAGGUAUCGAAAAGAAAAGGCAACGUUUGAUUGAAACCCAGGAUGAACUGCUUCGGUUAGAACCACAACUGAAACAGCUACAAACAAAAUAUUUUGAACUUAAGGAGAGAAAAUCUUCCCUGAAGAAUGCAGCGUAUUUCUUAUCUAAUUUAAAGCAGCUUCAUCAGGAUUAUUCAGAUGUCCGAGAAAGAGCACCAGCAGCCAAGGAAACGUAUGAUUCAUCCAGCCUUCCAGCUCUGUUACUAAAAGCAAGAGGCCUUUUGGGAGCCGAAAAUCAUCUGCAAAAUAUUAACCAUCAAUUAGAGAAGCUCCUUGGCCAGAAAUGAGAAGAGAAGUCUACCGAAACGUACCUGUAUAAAGAUUCGUUGUGUGCUACUGUCUGUUACCUUCUAAAACUGUACUUUAUUUACAAAUAAACACUUUCUUGAAAAAUUAAAGGGAGAUGUAUAUUUUUAAUUUUCCACAAAGGAGACUAGGAAAAAGCCUAAACUUUACUAAUGUCGAGUUGGACAUUUCUUUUUAUUGUUACAGCAGCACCUUCAAAUACUGAAAAGAAACCUGUCUAAGUGUUCAGGCUGGAAGUAUGGCCUAGUCACCAGAAUUUAUUAUUUUGUUAUCAAAUCAAAUGACUGUGACAAUGUUAAAUAGCAUCAGUUUGAUUUAUAUAAUAGCUUUAAGGUGCCAUAAUCAUUUUCCUAUUUUCUUGAGUAAUAAUUUGUAAGAUGUUGACACCUUAUCCUAAUUAGCUCCAGACAUGAGUUUUAGGCUAUAAAUGAACUUCCAAAAUCAUAUAGAUGUGAACAUAGACUAAUUUUGGUUAAUAAGAGAUUUCUAUUAAAUUUAAGUAAACCAAAGCCAAUUUUUAAUAAAAUUGGUUUACUUAAGUAAAAAACAAUAGUCAAAAAGCAAAGUGAUAAAACUUAGUUGAUAUAAAUAGGCGUUAAGUUAAAAUAAUUUGUUUACAUUAUCAAAUCUAGUAUUUAAUCUUCAGACAAGUUCUCCGUGGUUAUCAGCUACUCUUGUAAUACUUCUAAGAUGAGUUCAUCAGGAAUUUCAUCCGCUGCACUGCUGUAACCGAGAAGACUAGCCUCUGCAGCUUCAGCCAACUCAGCAUCUUCAGUGGCUUCUAAGAAGGAACCAUCAUCGAUGCCAUUAUCCCAGUCAUCGCUGGAAGACACAUCUUCUGGCAACUUAAUAGGUGACAGUUGAUGAGGAUUCUUGGUUCCAUUGCUUUUUGUUUCAACUGUUUCAUCUUCUGUUGUAAAUUCCUCUUCCUUUGUUUUCAUGGGGGAGAGUAAGGGCAUAAGAGAAGAAGUUAUUCAGUCAGAAUAUAUGACGAUCUCACCAUAUUCAAUCUAUGUUGUAUUAAGGUACUAAGAAAUAAAGCCAGUUCUUCAACAGACACUAAAAGGAGUAUGCUGGAUGAAUACUGUGUCCAAUACAGUGACCACGGGAACGAGUUCACUCCCUGAAAUGUUGCUGACACUGGAGCUCAGACACUGGGAACUCCAAAUCUUUUCAGUGUCCUCGGGUGGGGCUAGAGCAAGGGUUGAUUGACUAUGAUUGAUUGAUUGAUUUUUAAGUGGACAGUCCAGCUGAAGACAAACUGGAAAACAUGCAUAAAGACUUAUUUCCCUAAUUUAUAUAGUACUUUAAAAAUAAGAACAUUGAAAAAACUGGUAUAAAAAAGAGUUUGGGAACAACUGUGAAAAUAUGACUCUGGAUUAUAAACAGUUGCCAGCUAUUGGAUGCCAACUCAGGGUGACCCUAUGGGUGUCACAGUAGAUCUGUGCUUCAUGGAGUUUUCAGUGGUGGUUUUUCUGAAGUACAUUGCCAGGCCUUUCUUCCAGAGUGCCUGAGUGGACUGGCACUGCCAACGUUUUGGUUAGCAGCUGAGCAUUUGCACCACCUCGGGCUCUGGGAUCAUAUAAUACUAACCCUGUUGCUAUCGAGUCAGUUCAGACUCAGCAACCCUAUAGGACAGAAUAGAGCUGCCCCAUAGGGUUUCCAAGGAGCGCCUGGGGCAUCUGUGAACUGCUAACCUUUUGGUUAGCAGCUGUAGCUCUUAACCACUAUGCUACCAGGGUUUCCAGGGUUAUAUAUUAGGUAACAGUAAUAUAUCAAUGUUAAAUUUCCUGAAUUUAGUAAUUCUACCAGUUAUAUAAGAAUGUCCUUAUUCUCCAACUACAUGCUUAAAUAUUAAGCGAUGAAAGGUUUUCAUGCCUGCAACUUACUCUGAAAUAAUUCAUCAAAAAUAACAAUGUGUGUAUAUACAGUUGAGAGGAAAAAAAUGUGGCCAAAUGUUAACAAUUAGCCAAUCUAGAUAAACGGCAUAUAGGAAGGAGUUCCUUGUUCUCUUGCAACAUUUCUGUAGGUCUGAAUUUUUUAACUCAGAAUCUGAAUAACAAUUUAAAAAGGAUUAAAAAAUCAGUAAGAAAGAUAAUGCAACAGAUCUAAGUGGAAAUGACAAAAUGUUAACUGUUUAAACUAGGUGAUGGGUACUGGAUAUUCAUUAAACUCUUCUACCUUUCUAGAUGUUUGAAAUUUUACAUAAAAUCAAAACAAAUCAAUAGAUAUGUCCAAGCAUUGGUAAUACUGCACACCAAAAGUACUUUUAACUUGAUAAUUCUGAGGUAUUCAUAAAUACAAAAAUACAAAAUUUUACAAGUACACUGAAACUAUAAACCAAAAAAACCAAACCCAUUGCCGUCCAGUCGACUGCAACUCAUAGCAACCCUACAGGUCAGAGGAGAACUGCCCCAUAGAGUUUCCAAAGACGCCUGGUGGAUUGGAACUGCUGACCUUUUGGUUAGCAGCCGUAGCUCAUAACCACUAUGCCACCAGGGUUUCCAGUGAAGCCACACUCAUCAAAAUAACACUCCAAAGAACAAGGAUGACAUACUCCUCCUGGUAGAGUAAAAGUUUUUAAAAAUAUUUUUCUUCAAUUUGUUCUUGGUUAUUUCCAAGUGCUCUUUUACCUAGUAGUUUAGCAGAGUCUAGCUUAGCAGCUAUAUUACAGCCAGCUCCUACAGACCAAGAAUGAGAUUCUCGCCAUUUCCAGCUUGGAUAUUUGUCUUAGUUGUCGAGUGCUGCUGUAACAGAAAUACCACUAGUGGAUGGCUUUAACACGCAGAAGUUUAUUCUCUCACAAUGUGGGAGGCUAACAGUCCAAAUUCAGGGUAUCAGCUCCAGGGGAAGGCUUUCUCUAUCAGCUCUCAAGGGAGGUCCUUGUCAUCAGUCUUCCCUGAUCUAGUAACUUCUCAGCACAGGGACCCUGGGUCGAAAGGACACGCUCUGCUCCUGGCAGUAAUCUCUUGGUAUGAGGUCUCCCUGGGAAGCCUGAAGGGGACAUGAUGGUACUUACUAGGCACUGCCCACUUUGGUGUGCAGAAUGAGGUCACCUGCCUGUAAACUAAAGAGAAGGGUUUCCAAGCCAACCAGUUAUGCAGGGACUCUGGACCCUGGGUCGGAAUAUGAGAAGGGGCUUGCGGCUUGUCCUUGCUCACAGAUACAGCAGCAGAGGACAGGGCUUUGGUGGCAGAACCUGCUCUGUUUGGAAGGCUAGAGAAGUGGACAGUUCCGACUGUGGUUAGACCCAAGUCCCAUCUGGAUCAUGUAGAAAGCUGAAGAACCACUUGAAAUAGAUCAUAUGCAACACGGGCUCUGCAAUUUCAAAGCCACUUCAUUCUCCACCUGCAUUCGGCUAAUAGCCUGAUUACAGCCAUACCAAAAACCUCCAAACACUGAGCAGCAGCCUUGGCUGCCCUUCCUGGCAGAUGCGCCUCCCUUCCACCUUGCCCUAUUUCAUGCUUCUCUGGGACUGCAAUUCCAACAGCUGUUUAUACCUCCCAGGGCCAGAGUUACCUGGAGGAGAGGCAGACAGCUGUGGGCUAAUUCCCGAAGUGCACUUCUGGGGACCACCAACCCUGGCAAGCAGGCCGACACCCCACACAGGGCUGUAUGUAGGUCAGAGCAUGAGCAAUGCUCCAUGAAUGUGGAUGCCACGGACUGAGGCUGACUGCUCCAGUCCUGCAGGUCAAAGUAGGCCUUCAGAUGGGGAUGAUAUUUUUGGUGAGAUGCAGGGUGAGGGGAAAGGGUUGUCCCCUGAGUCACAAGGCAGGAUGUUUUAAGGUUUAGGACACCGGCCUCUUGACAAGGGAGUCACUACCAGGAGAUGCAGCACAGGGAGGAACUGGUGUCUGCUGUGUUGUCCUUCCGCUCAAUUCUGGCUUCCUGUCCUGACAGCAUCAGUUUGAGGUGGGUGCUCAGGGUGCUGCUGGAGGAUUCAGACACCUCGGAUGAACAUCAAGGGGCCUUCCAAAUCUAAGGGGCUAGGCGUCCUGACAGGAGCCCUGGUGGUGCAAUGGUUAAGCGCUUGGCUGAUAACCAAAAGGUCAGAGGUUUGAACCGACUAGCCACUCCAAGGGAGUACUUAAGAGUUUGUUCAGGAGACUUUUUAUUAAUCAGAUUGAAUAGGUACCAAACUUAGACCAUUAUCUAGGAUGUAAACUCACUCACUUGUUCAGCUUGUAGCAGGUAAUUUUUAUUCUAAACAUAACACUAAAGGAAAAGGCUGACAGAAGUGGCCAAAAAAAAAAAACUAAAAUUAGACUAGAAAACAUAAAGCAUCAAAGAGUACUGAGAAAAAGUUCUUACGAAAUACAGGACCUCAGAAAAAUGGACAGAGGACAGGUACAGGCAAUUCAUAGUAAAAACAUGAAUAGUAAAUUUUAAAAAAAGUUCAAAUUCAUUAGUAAAAACAUACAAAUUUAAACAACUGAAGUACCACUUUCUACCUGUCAGGCAGGUAAAGGUCAAAAGGUAACAAAAGCAAUGUUGGCGGAAGCACGGGGGAAUAGCUGUUCUUACAAAACACUUAUGGAUGUUUCAUUUCCUAUAAUUUUUAUAUAAUUAGAGCGAUUCGGCAAUAUGUACUACUGAAAAUAUUUGUGAUGUAACAGCAAGAAAGCCUACAAACCUUGUGUACUAUGAUUUAAAAAAAAUAUGAGCAUACAUAGACAAGUUCUGGAAGGCUCAUAAUUAUAAGGAUGAUUUCCCUUUCGUUUAUGUGUUUUGUAAUGUCUUGGCACUAAUUUUUAUUCGUGUAAAUAAAAGUUGGUUUCCCCAUUUGAAAAGAGCCCUGGUCCUGGUGGUGCAGUGGUUAAUUACCUGGCGGCUAAUCAAAAGGUUGACGGUUUGAAUCCACAGGUAAAAAGAUGUGGCAGUCAGCUUCCGUCAGAUCACAACCUUGGAAACAAGAUGAGCAAGUUCCACCCUGUCCUACAGGAUUGCUACAUGUCAGAAUUGACUUGAUGGCAACGGGUUUUUGGUUGGCAAUUUGGUAAUACCCAUGAAAACUAAAAAUGCAUAUACUCUGACACAAUUGUACUUCUAGAAAUUCAUCUUAUAGAUAGAAAUGUUCAAAGAACACAUACAAAGAUGUGUAUUUUUGGCAUAGUUUAUAAAGGAAAAGAUGAGAAAUUUCUUAAAUGUCUGGGAUUAGAUAAAUUGCUAUCUAUACAAAGAAGUUCAAGCUGGAUUCAGAAGAGGAUAUGGCACCAGGGAUAUCACUGCUGAUGUCAGAUGGACCUUGGCUGAAAGCGGAGACUACCAGGAAGAUGUUUACCUGUGUUUACUGACUAUGUAAGAGCAUUCAACUGUGUGGAUCAUGAUAAAUUAUGGAUAACAUUGUGAAGAAUAGGAAUUCCAGAACACUUAAUUGUGCUCAUGAGGAACCUGCACUUAGAUCAAGCAGCAGUAGUUCAAAUAGAACAAAGGGAUACUGUGUGGUUUAAAGUCAGGAGAGGUGUGUGUCAGGGCUGUGUCCUUUAUACUUAUUCAAUCUGUAUGCUGAGCAAAUACUUUGAGAAAGAUAAGAAGAAAGGGGCAUCAGAAUUGGAGGAAGACUCGUUAACAACAUGCGAUAUGCAGAUGACACAACCUUGCUUGCUAAAAGUGAAGAGGACUUGAAGCACUUACCGAUGAAGAUCAAAGAUCACAGCCUUCGGUAUGGAUUAUACCUCAACAUAAAACAAAAAUCUUCACAACUGGACCAAUAAGCAAAAUCAGGAUAAACGGAGAAAAUAUUGAUGUCAAGGAUUUCACUUUACUUGUAUCUACAAGCACUACUCAUGGGAGCUGUGGUCAGGAAAUCAAACAACGUAUUGCAUUGGGCAAAUCUGCUGCAAAGACCUCUUUAAAAUGCUAAAAAGCAAAGAGGUCACUUUAAGGACGAAUGUAUGCCUGACCCAAGCCAUGGUGUUUUUAAUUGCCUCAUAAGGAUGCAAAAGCUGGACAAUGAAUACGAAGACCAGAGAACUGAUGCCUCUGAAUUGUGGUGUUGGAGAAGAAUACUAUGGACUGCGAGAGGAACAAACAAAUCUGUCUUGGAAGACGUACAGCCAGAAGCAAGGAUGGUGAGACUUCAUUUCACAUACUUUGGACAUGUUAUCAGGUGCGACCAGUCCCUGGUGAAGGACAUCAUGCUUGGUAGAGGGUCAGCAAAAUGAGUCACCUCGCUGUGUCAACGAGAUGGAUCAACACAGUGGCUGCAACAAUGCUCUCAAGCAUAACAACGAUUGUGAGGAUGGCACAGGACUGGACAGUGUUUCGUUCUGUUGUACACAGGGCUGCCAUGAGAACUAACUGACUAGAAGGCACCUAACAACAACAUACAAGGUGACUACACAAGAAUUAGAAAGAAUGAGGUGCAUUUUCUCAAGUAUGGGCCAAGAGGGACAAUCGCUACAUUAUAUUUCUAAGUGAAAUCAAGAUACCAAACACUGUGUAAAAGCUAUGUGGAUACACCUGGACACACUGUACAUAGCUCAUUUAUAUCGUUGUACCAAGAACCAGUCAGUAAUGACAAGCUAAAAACUGCACUUACGUCUUUGAAAAGCAUCAGGAGACGUACUUCAGGAGGUAAUGGGAAACCUGAGUCAGAAAGAUAGUAAAACUGCUUUAGAUAGAUAUCUAAUUUUUACUUUGUGGUAAACACUGUAAAAACUAAUAACUCACAGUCAGAUUUGAAGUUUUCUGCUUUACAUACAGGAUCAUGACAUUUUUGAUACCAAACUUCAUUUUUCAGAUCAACCAGGAUCCUUUACAUAAAAAAAAAAAAAAAAAAUUAAUACCCUGACUGGAUAAAAAAUGAAAUCCAGCUACAUGCUGUUGACAAAAGAUACACCUAAAACUUAAAGCUAGAGAAAAGUUAGAAGGAUGGAAAUAAACAUACACCAAGCCAAAAAAAAAAAAAAACUGUGGUAACCAAAAUAUCACAGAAAA